Molecule: messenger RNA, 4023 nt
Organism: Bradysia coprophila
Lineage: Eukaryota; Metazoa; Arthropoda; Insecta; Diptera; Sciaridae
Gene: htl
Product: heartless
Biological process (GO): positive regulation of kinase activity; protein phosphorylation; multicellular organism development
Cellular component (GO): signaling receptor complex; plasma membrane
Molecular function (GO): transmembrane receptor protein tyrosine kinase activity; ATP binding
Source: RefSeq, a predicted model, not a curated record
AUGCUUUCAGUGAGCUACCGACUAUUGACUCGGAAACAACACAUUAUAUACACGCGUGAAACGGUUGGAUUUUUUUUUCAUUUUGAAAAAUAUUGAAAUUCAAAUUAUUUUAUGUAUACGACAUUUAAUGUGCGAUAUAGAGAUACAUUUUCAUAUUCGAAAAUUGUUUAUGAGAAAUUUUUUUUUUUUUUAAUUUUAAUUGAGAAAUAAAACUCGUAAUAAUUUUCUUUUGAAACUUAAACCAAUUAAUGAUGGGAUUAUCAGUGAUUAUGAAAGGAAUUUGAAGUGCUAAUAAAAGAAGUGAAUCGUUUUUUAAAUUAGUUUUUUUGUCUUUUCAAUUUGAAUAAAAACAAAAAUCUUAAAAAAAGAAACAACAAAAAUUGGUCAAGUUUUGUGCCUAAAAAUGUAUAAUUACCCAAAAUUUUGUGGGAAUGAAUUGUGAAUUAUUUAAAACUGGAAUCAAAGUGAGAAACUAAAACUAUUUUUUUUUGCAAAACCAAAUUAGACCGAUUCGGAAACAACAUUAAAUUGAUUUUAUAUCAAUAAAAUCUCACAAAACGAUUUCAGCUCCAUUCAACGUCUUUGAAGAUUAUGCUUCAACGAACUCUUUGGUGAAUUGUGUAAAAUUUAUUUGAAACGGUGAAAAUGUUGCUCUUUGAGCGAAAAACUUUGGAUAAACUUUCGUCGGUGAUGUUCUUCAUUCUACUAAAUUCGGUGACCGGCAGAAAAUUGCCGAUCAGCGAACAUGAUGUUAUCAGAAUAAAUUUAGAAAACGACAACACCAUAAGGAGAACCGUGCCAUUAUUUGCGGAAGUUGUAUUGAGAUGUAAUUACGAAAGUGUAAUUUGGUUAAAAAAUGGGGAAGAAAUUCCGAAUACAGAAAAUUUAAAAAUGUUACGUUUCGACAAGAUUAGAAAAGGUGACAGUGGACUGUACUCCUGCCAAUCCGAACAUGGCAAAUGGUCAAAUAUUACUUUGACCGUGACACCAACUGGAGAAAAGAAAAAGUUGAAUAACAAAGCAGUUGCCAUCAAAGACGAGGAAAAACUUCAAAAUGACGAUUUUGGAAAUAACAUGGAAAUCCAAUCCCAAGUCGUUGGAAGUUCGUCGCCAAUGCUGAAAGCUUUAUCGGAAAGAGCAAAUUCAUCUAGGGUAAAUGACGAGAAGUUCCGAGUCAAUAUGGCAUCAGCUAGGCCAGCUUUACUAAGCCGAAGAAAAAUGGACGACACCGACAAUAACAGUGACGAACAAAACGAUAAAAAUGAGCCACAGUUGACCGACAACGUCGACAACGAAGUGAACGACGACACUGAAGAUUAUGUGGAAGAGCCGUAUGAAGAGGAAGAUGGCCCACCAAGAUUUAUCAAUCCCGAACGCUUUACCAGACUUUAUGCAAAACUGUCCGGUAAUAUGAUUCGAAUGAAAUGCCCUGCAACGGGGACACCCAUGCCGAACAUCACAUGGACGAAAGACAGUCAACCGAUUGUACGAAAUAUGGGCGUGCUAAGUGUAGGGAAAUGGAGCAUUGUACUGGAAGAUUUGGUUCCAAAAGAUUCCGGCAAUUACACUUGCACCGUCUGCAACUAUAAGGGUUGUAUCAACUUCACGAUGGUGCUGAAUGUUAAAGCUUUAUCGGAAAGAGCGAAUUCAUCUAGGACAAAUGCCAAAAAUGAGCCACAGUUGACCGACAACGUCGACCACGAAGUGAACGAAGACACUGAUGAUUAUGUGGAAGAACCGAAUGAAGAGGAAGAUGGCCCACCAAGAUUUAUCAAUCCCGAACGCUUUGCCCGACUUCAUGCAAAACCGUCCGGUAAUAUGAUUCGCAUGAAAUGUCCUGCAGAGGGAACGCCCAUGCCAAACAUCACAUGGACGAAAGACAACCAACCGAUCGUGCGAAAUAUGGGCGUGGUGAGCCUACGGAAAUGGAGCAUUGUGCUGGAAGAAUUGGUUCCGAAAGAUUCCGGCAAUUACACUUGCACCGUCUGCAACUAUAAAGGUUGUAUCAAUUUCACGAUGGUACUGAAUGUUAAAGAUAGAUAUCCCUUUCCGCCGUAUAUAUUGAACGGAUAUCCGAAAAAUGUAACGGCAGUUAAAAAUUCUACCGUUUGGUUCGAAUGUCCAAUAUUGAGUGAUAUGGAACCGCAUUUUUCGUGGGCUAAAGUAAAUGCUCUAACAAAUGACACAAAUGGAACUAUUUUUCCGAAUAGCACCAUUUUGAAGCCGGACGAGGAAGAGAAAGAUAAAUUGAAACUUGAAAAUGUAACACACGCUGACGAAGGAUGGUACACAUGCGUUGCGUCUAAUAGUUUAGGAACGACUGCAGCUAAAGCUUAUCUGCAUGUCGUUGAUGAAUUGGAACGCGAUCCGAUAUUAGCUCCGGUUAACUCCAGUCCCGUAUUUACAAUCGCAGUGAUUGUGAUACUGGGUACGUUCAUUAUCGUAACUGUCAGCAUAAUGGUCAUUCAAUUCCGGAAAAUUAAACAUGAAAAAUUGAUGAAACAUCGAGCAAUGGAAACCGUUCAUCAAUGGACGAAGAAAAUUAUCAUUGUUAAGCCGAUGACAGACAGCACAAAUCCGCAAGUUAUGCAAAUCCCAAUCGUCAAAAUUGAAAAGCAACGAACCACAAUGAUCCAGUCGUCGCAGAACAGCGACCAGAAUCCAUUCAGCGAAUAUGAGUUUCCAUUGGACUCGAAUUGGGAAUUUCCCCGGAAUAACCUUUCGCUGGGCUCGACACUGGGCGAAGGCGCGUAUGGACGCGUUGUAAUGGCCGAGGCGAACGGUUUAAUGAAGAAUCCGAGCAGUUCAAUUGUUGCCGUUAAAAUGGUAAAAGACGAACAUACCGAUGUCGAAAUGGCAAGCUUGGUCCGUGAAAUGGAAGUGAUGAAAAUGAUCGGCAAACACAUUAAUAUCAUCAAUUUACUGGGGUGUUGUAGUCAAGACGGGCCAUUGUACGUCAUCGUUGAAUAUGCUCCGUACGGAAAUUUGAAAGAUUUUUUGAAGAACAAUACACCAACAUCGGACGAUGUUGGACGGAUUAAUGACGAAGAAUGCAAACCAGUUUUACAGAAAGAUCUGGUCUCUUUUGCUUUUCAAGUGGCCAGAGGAAUGGAAUAUUUAGCAUCGAGAAGAUGCAUUCACAGGGACUUAGCCGCAAGAAAUGUGCUAGUUAGUGAUGACUAUGUGCUGAAAAUCGCCGAUUUUGGUUUAGCCCGUGACAUUCAAGAAUCUGAGUACUAUCGCAAAAAUACAAGUGGCCGACUGCCCAUCAAAUGGAUGGCACCAGAAUCGUUACGGGACAAGUUCUACGAUACCCAAAGUGAUGUAUGGUCGUACGGUGUCCUAUUAUGGGAAAUUAUGACUUACGGCGACCAGCCAUAUGCAAAAGUUUACUCAGAGCAUGUGUUGGAUUUCCUUCGGGUAGGCAAUCGAAUGGAAAAACCACAAAGAUGUUCGUUGAACAUUUACAUGUUGAUGCGACAAUGCUGGAAUUGGAAUCCGCACGAACGGCCAACGUUUACAGAAAUUGUGGAGAAUUUAGAUAAGAUUUUGGGAGCCACAGCCAAUGAAGAAUACUUGGACUUGGGUGUUCCGCUAUUGCAGACACCUCCAUCCAGUGACGAUGAUGAUUCGGAUACGGAAACAUUACGAGAACAGUCUUUACUUAGGUAUCCCUAUUAGAAUUACAGAAAAGAAGAGAGAGAGAGAGAUGGAGAGUCGUUUUUUUCAAGCAUUUUUCUUACAUUUCUCUUAAACUAUUAUGGUGCCCUCUGAAAGAAUUUUCUUUUCAUUGUUUUUAUCAGUAUUUUUAUUAUGGUUUUCAUUUUCAUAUUGAAAAUGGAAUUUUAUUUUACUUAAUAAUAUUUUUAUAGUCGGAUGAUGAGCAUUGAAAAACGUUUCAUGAACGGAUUUGCGUAUGAACAAAGACUGGUCAUCGAAAUUCAUUUUUUUUUAUUGUCUAAUUCAAAAUGGCAGUUGAAAUGUGGAAUUUUACGUGAUCAGACGCAGAAAUAAUAAAAUAAA